CAUUAAGCCACGAGAACGUGAGGCUCAAAACGCCCACUCACUGCUUGCUUUCUGCUACAAGGAUCUCUCCCUUCUCCCUCCCUCCCUUCCAAUCCUUCCCACUCAAAAUGCAACUUCUCUAUGCUCCAACCUGCCAUAACCUCUCCUUGCGAAGCUUACACACGCGACCAAAAGAAGGGUUGUUCUCAUCUCUAGAGAAAUGGCUUCAUUUAUCUGUUAACAAUCAGCCUUGUAAACUACCACCUCGUAAAUGCUUCUACCUGAAGAAAACCAGAGCUCUUAAUUCUUCUGUUCAAGCUGGCGGUUCUGGAGUAUCAACAAGGAAUGCUGAGAGUGAUGUGCUGAAAGCGUUGUCUCAGAUUAUUGAUCCAGACUUUGGAACUGAUAUUGUCUCUUGUGGUUUCGUGAAAGAUCUCAAUAUUGAUGAAGCUCAAGGAGAGGUCUCAUUUCGGUUGGAGCUCACAACACCAGCAUGUCCAGUCAAAGACAUGUUUGAGCAGAAGGCAAAUGAGGUGGUAGCCUUGCUUCCAUGGGUCAAGAACGUCAAAGUGACGAUGUCAGCACAGCCUGCCAGACCAGUUUAUGCAGGGCAACUUCCCCAAGGGUUGCAGACAAUUUCAAAUAUUAUCGCAGUUUCAAGUUGCAAGGGAGGCGUUGGGAAAUCAACUGUAGCAGUAAAUCUUGCAUAUACUUUGGCUGGUAUGGGUGCUAGAGUAGGCAUUUUUGAUGCUGAUGUCUAUGGUCCAAGUUUACCGACAAUGGUUUCCCCGGAAAACCGAUUGCUGGAGAUGAAUCCGGAGAAGAGAACUAUCAUUCCAACUGAAUACUUGGGAGUCAAGUUGGUAUCUUUUGGAUUUGCUGGACAAGGGCGGGCAAUAAUGCGAGGUCCAAUGGUUUCUGGGGUCAUCGAUCAACUACUGACCACCACUGAAUGGGGAGAGCUGGAUUACCUUGUUAUUGACAUGCCUCCAGGAACUGGUGAUAUACAGCUAACUUUAUGCCAGGUAGUCCCAUUAACUGCUGCUGUUAUUGUUACCACACCCCAAAAGCUAGCAUUCAUCGAUGUUGCCAAAGGAGUUCGCAUGUUUUCAAAGCUUAAGGUGCCAUGCGUUGCUGUAGUAGAGAAUAUGUGCCACUUCGAUGCCGAUGGGAAGCGCUAUUACCCAUUUGGUAGAGGUUCAGGUUCUCAGGUUGUCCAGCAGUUUGGAAUCCCUCAUCUGUUUGAUCUUCCGAUUAGACCAACUCUAUCUGCUUCUGGAGAUGGUGGAAUGCCUGAAGUGGCGGCUGAUCCUCAAGGUGAAGUGGCAAAAAUAUUUCAGAACCUUGGAAUUUGUGUUGUGCAACAGUGUGCCAAGAUUCGCCAACAAGUGUCAACAGCUGUCACCUAUGAUAAAUCAAUCAGGGCAAUUAAGGUGAAGGUGCCGGAUUCAGAGGAAGAGUUCCUUUUGCAUCCUGCAACAGUGAGACGGAAUGAUCGCUCUGCCCAAAGUGUGGAUGAAUGGACCGGGGAGCAAAAACUGCAAUAUGCUGAUGUUCCAGAAGAUAUUGAACCUGAAGAAAUUCGGCCUAUGGGAAACUACGCUGUGCAAAUAACAUGGCCGGAUGGAUUUAGCCAGAUUGCUCCGUAUGAUCAGUUACAAACAAUGGAACGAUUGGUUGACGUUCCUGAACCGGCUCCAAUUGGGGCAUGAUUUGGUUGGUGAAGUUGAAUAGAGACUGCAUGAACCAGAAAAGAUAGAAAGAAGAAGAAGAAGACAGCACCACAAAUCUUCCCAAACUCAGUUACCCUCAGGUGAAAUAUUGUACUGGAGCUGGUAGAAGCUCUCGAAGUGCAUUGUCUCUGGCCUGUUUGCCUCACCCUCUCGAGUGAUUCUCAGGGACAGUUGUACAGCCCAAAUGUUGUAGUAGAAAAACUAUCAAAAGCAUCCGAUUCCAGUUAGAUUUCCCUUUUAUAUCGUCAGUUUUGACUAUAUGAUUUGGUCUGGACGUGUUUCGUUUGCUUAUCCGCUCUCCUUGGAACCAUCUGUUUGUAUAUCAAAGAAAUCGAGUCUCUGUUGAAUGGUAAAACAACCAUCUGCAUUACAAUACAACCAUCAGGCAGGCGUCUUUAUUAA
Messenger RNA from Populus nigra (black poplar), 2114 nucleotides. RefSeq names its product fe-S cluster assembly factor HCF101, chloroplastic. Lineage: Eukaryota; Viridiplantae; Streptophyta; Magnoliopsida; Malpighiales; Salicaceae. Gene Ontology annotation, cellular component: chloroplast stroma. Gene Ontology annotation, molecular function: 4 iron, 4 sulfur cluster binding; ATP binding; ATP-dependent FeS chaperone activity. Bases 108 to 1691 code for a protein of 527 amino acids. The record is from RefSeq and is a predicted model, not a curated record. Gene Ontology annotation, biological process: iron-sulfur cluster assembly. The transcript has 16 exons.